Penaeus chinensis is the source of this 1648-nucleotide messenger RNA. RefSeq lists its product as uncharacterized. Lineage: Eukaryota; Metazoa; Arthropoda; Malacostraca; Decapoda; Penaeidae. Gene Ontology annotation, biological process: regulation of DNA-templated transcription. The record is from RefSeq and is a predicted model, not a curated record. Bases 393 to 1334 code for a protein of 313 amino acids. The transcript is spliced from 2 exons. Gene Ontology annotation, molecular function: DNA-binding transcription factor activity.
GAGAGAGAGAGUCACAACCAGAGGGGUAGAAGAUAUAACUAUGCAAGGGGUUUUCGCCCCCCUACUUCUCUAACCUUUUUACUCCAUUAUCUGUUCUGUUCUGUCCACGUGCCAUAAAGUCUGAGAGCACCACGUAGUCAAGUAGCGAUCAUGUCUGCGUCUUGAUAUACCAUGAGGUUUCCGAGUUCCCGGUAGAUAAGACGCCUUGUUCGAAACCUGAUAUGUACCAGUGCAAAUGAUGAGUCUUGAUCCAGCCUAUAUAUACACAUCACCUUACCUACUUUUGUUACAUUCAACGCUACCACCUCAUCUAGCCAUGACGAAUUCCACUAGCCUUUACCAAUACUGCACCAAAUUUAAUACCAUUUGUAAACACGCAUCUGUGAUUCACAAUGUCCGGGUUCUGUUUAAGUGGCGAGUUAAACGCAAACAUGCAACACAGUACGCUUGAGAGAAGUGAGACUUCUUCCCUUGAAGAGUAUGUCACCUCCAUCCUUCCCGACUCGUUUCGGCCUAACUUCGGCGAGGACCUCGAUCUUCACGGGCCUCUAGAUUUCGGUCAGGAGCCGCCGAGAUUGUGGCCUGAUGAAUCGGGUGGCGAUUUCAACCUCAGGUCUCGAGAUGUGGCAAACUACAACCCAGACGACUGGCUGUGGUCUGCUGCUAAUGACGACCUCAACCUAGGGCCUCAGGCUGAGGCAAACCACAAUCUACACGGGGAUUCGUGGUCUCCUGCUAACAGCUACUUCAAUCUGAAGAGUGGCGGUGACUGUGGUGGACCGAGUCCCUGGGCUGAGAGUGCACGCGCUGAGCAGACCUGUUCAAGAAAGCCGGAGAAGAAUAUUCAUUCUGUUGGGGAAAAUAUGUCCACGGCAACAAACUGUGAAAGAUAUAACCAGAGAUUGUUUGGCUUGUGGGACGAGGAACCGUGCCUGGACCAAAGACUUCAGCUGACAGACGGUCCUUUGCUUCUGGACUCUGGAGACUCAUGCAGCAGCACGUGCACAGCAGAGCUCGCCGACGCUUUCUCGCCGCCCCCGGUAGGUGGAAAGAAGGGAUACCGUCACAGACACGCCCGGAAGUACCUGAACGAUAAUUCUCUUCAAAAGGAACGGAACCGCGAACUCAAUAACGAGGCGUCGGCCCUCUACCGGAAAAGAAAGAAAGAAGCUGCUUCAACGACGGAUGAUCAUUUGCAACAUUUGCAGCAAGAAAAUGAUAACCUUUGCAACAAACUACAACUCCUGACCGUCCAGAGUGAUUGGUGCCACGACGUAUACGUGAAGUAUAAUGAUUACUUUGCACCGCCUCUCGACAGCAACUUGCUUCCCUAAGAUAAAACCAUCAUUUGUUGUCUUCGAAAUGAUAUCACCCUUAACCCUCUCAGUAUAAGUUCAUUAAAUAUAAAAUUAGGACAAAUGAUCAUGUGUUUUUUUCAAAUUCCCCGACAAGUAUGUGUGCAGGUAUUUGUGUUUAUGUGUAUGUAUUAGGAAUGGUGUAUAUACAUACGCACACACACACACACAUAGACAAACACACACAUAUCUUUGUGUAUAUAUAUAUAUAUUAAUAUAUAUCAUUAUUAAGGGAGGCUUUGGGCCAGCUCAGUAGCACUUUCACUGAAGAAACGGGUACAGUGACAAAUACC